UUGAGCUGUCAACUGGGUCAGUCACCAGCACAGCUGCUAAAGUUAUACAUUUUUGGAAUAAUUACAAGAAUUUUACUAGUUUUUACACAAAGGAAUUGUUAAAAUGGUGAUACAACAAGUAAAAGCAGUGCUAUUAAGCAUUAUAAAGUUAUUAAGACGAAUGAUGUGCUGUUUCUCAUUUGGGCGGCGACGUAAACCCAGUUUUUCGGAGCCAAUGGAAAUAAAAAUUGUUGUUGAUGGGGGACAAGCGACAUUACCGGUGGGAGCGCAGUCGCCGAGUUCUACACGGCUAUCGCAAACACAACACGUGGAAAGAGACUGGAAUACUUGGGAUGACAGUCCGCGUACGGUCACAGAGCAUAUUGAACAGUAUCGACAGAGGCUAGCUAAACCGCCAACGCCACCGCCAGCAGAGCAAGAACCCGAUUUCUUCACAGAAUUAGCACCCGUCAUAAAACCUCAACCAAAGUACUACCUCGGUGACGAUAACACUGAUAAAGCAAAUUUUUCAAGAUUAGAAGCUAAAACCGACGUGCCAAUAACAAUGAAUGCUGAUCUUGAAGACUGGGUGGACGAUUCAGUUGAUGGCGGUUGGGAUGAACUAGACACGGAGCAAACUAAGCAACUAAUACGUGAAAAUCGCCGACAAAUGCGUCAACAACGUCAACAGAAAAAUUCAAAAACUGCCGGAAUUGAAACUUCACAAAUGGGACGUGGCGCCCAACAUAGUCGUACAUAGUAUAGGUGGUCAUCACGGGAUCACUACGAUACGAUGCAUAUACUGACUUAAGGAAUUUGAGUGCAAUUUUGAGUGAAUGUUUUAUUCUGUAAUUGGUUUGGUAAAUAUGCCGUUGUAAAUAGGCUAUUGGCAGACACAAACACACGUAAUACUAAAAACAAUUUCAAAGUGCAUGUUUGAUUAUGAUUUUAUGACUGCUUUGUUUUAGUAAAUUUAUGCAUAAGGAAUUGAAAUGUAAAGAAUUGAAAAUUAAUUCAAUUACAUUCCUAAAUAAAGUGCGAUUUUGGUUUAAUUUUGAAAAAUAAUUGCACUAAAGAUAGAGAUUGGAAGGCAUGCGAAUAUUCUAAACAUUGAACGUGAAGGUGUUUAUCAAUUUAUAUGAAUAUGUCAUAGAUAAGCAUAAUUCUAAAGUGUUAAAUGUUAUUAUAGUUUGUUGUACAAACUAAUUUUCCAAAACUAGUACCAUGUGUUGUAAAUGUUUAUAACUUAAAAUUUAGGCUAAAUAAAAAUUUUAAUAUAUUUAAGCGAAUAAAAGUAUUUUGAGUUAAAAGUGGGA
Messenger RNA from Bactrocera neohumeralis, 1295 nucleotides. RefSeq lists its product as uncharacterized. Gene Ontology annotation, cellular component: secretory granule. The record is from RefSeq and is a predicted model, not a curated record. NCBI's taxonomy places the organism in Eukaryota, Metazoa, Arthropoda, Insecta, Diptera, Tephritidae. The coding region runs from base 104 to 739 and encodes 211 amino acids. The transcript is spliced from 4 exons.